AAUUAAAAUGUUUCAGGAGUUCAAUCAUUGAUUAGGGCUAAUUCUAUAUUUAGGGGAAUGCAAAAAACAGCGAGUACCUCCAAGCGACGGCAAACAAGAUUACCUUGGUUCUGUCCAGCUACGUGGCAUUUACGCAUAUUUAAAUCUUGGUGCAGGAUACUUGGGGCACCCUUUAUAUAUACAGCCAAUCAUCGCCGUCGUUGUCGUGUAGCUUGCUCUCGUUCCGCACGCGUACGCUCGCCUCAAACAACCAACCUCUCAAUUUACACAAACGCGUUGGUACAAGCCGCGCGUUGUUUUAAUCGAAACAAUGCGGAAGACAACGCGCUUCCUUCCCGCUUCCCUCCCUGGCGUGCGUGAGAUUGAGCCGCGAUCGCCGGACCACUCCCGCACGCUUUCACUCGCACACACAGCAUACGGCGCGCCGCGACGACCUUAUGGCCCUUGGACUUUAUACGGAAACUCACGGCGACGCCGACUGCAGAAAUGCGGCUGAAGUGUCCAUAUAAUUGCCUAUCGCAAUAAAAAAAUUAAGUGUAUCCCACGCACUGCAGGAAUCGACGUAAUAAAAUAAUGUCUUUCUAUGGUAUCUGGCCACCCGGCAUCGUUUGGGUUUAACCAAAGCGUUAUCAGGCAGACCAACGUGUUUCUGUCAGACGAGAAGCUAUGCGUCUGGCGCGAGCGUGUGUUGAACGACAGCAGCAAUACGGUGGUGACGAAGAUCGUGUACCAGCAAUGGCUUGAUUUCUACUCCAGGGUACUGUUCUGGACAUUGUCAAAUUACACCGUAUUGCCAAGGUAACGGUGGAACUUUGAGCCAAUCAACGAGGCCCGGAGGGCUGCUACUGCCUCCCUGAUUGUCUCAAAAUGUUGUCAUUACUAAAUUUGACAAUGCGGCUGAAUUUGCGCGUUGCCUCCGAAAGAGCACUCCCGGCCACUCGAUGCGAGCUUACGACAUGCCAACUGUUUGAUUCUACACAGGUGUUCGAGGAGCGUAGGCGAGGGAAACACGGAUUGGGAAGACGUCAGCUACUACAUGCUUUACAGUCACACAGACCUCAGAUCUCUUACCAACAGCUCGCCAGCGUGUGGCUGGAGAUACCAUCCACGCCUUCUACUGGUACACUGAUAUGAGCAAGAUUACGCGUGCUGCUCAGCAUGCUGAUACGACCAGCGCAAAAAUAGACACAAGAUAUAAAAAAUUCGGGGUAGCUUGCACUAGUGGCGUAAGGCCAAAGACACAGCGGAGUUGAUUGGUUCCUAGCUGGUCAUGGCUAUACGAAGUGAUGAUAAUAAUAAUAAUAAUAAUAAUAAUAAUAAUAAUAAUAAUAAUAAUAAUAAUAAUAAUAAUAAUAAUAAUAAUAAUAAUAAUAUCCUUUAUUUCACGAAAAUAAUACAAAUUCAAUAACCGGACAGACCAAGCCCUGAAGGCUUGUCGGGCUGUACCCGGCAGUCAGCGAAGAGUACUAGAAAAUAAAGCAAGGUUAGCAAGCUAUAAAUUGAAGCAAGCUACAAAACAAAGAGCAAACUACAACACAAAAAGGAGGUUACAACGCAAAGGCAAAGUACCAAAGAAAAAAAAACCCACGUAGGAGCAAAAGCAAGCUAUAUAAAAAAAUAAAGUGAAACAGACAAGGAUACACACCAAUCUAGACCAAACGAAACUAAUCGAAGCUAUGUCACGGGCUCUAUGACAACAAACCAAGUUGUGCGAAGUAAUGCCAAGUGAUGCUAAGUUAUACCAAGUGUAUAAGCAUUUCCUCGUGGUCCGUGGCAUCGGGGAACGCCUCGCGAAGCACUUGCCGUCCGAGAACGCGUAGGGGAAGUGGGGCGAAAUGUUAUGCACAGUGUACGGGCGGCGCCCAGCAGACGACACGCCGGGAUGACGACACGGCGCAUGCGCAGUAGUGCACAGUUGGCGGGAGCUCGCCGGAGCCGUGUCUGUGUCGGGCGAAGCGAGCGUGCACCGAGAGGUGGGGAAUUGAGGCGCCGGCCAUCUGUAAGGUGUCAGGAUGGCUCCCGUACUUUCGGAUGAGUGCGUGCGCUCUGACACGAUGUCUUCUAAAGUGGUGCAUAACCUGCAUAUUCCCGAUUAUAGGCGAAACACGUAGUUGACCUCGAAGGUGAAGGCGAUUUGCAUGGGGGCUUGAGUCAGGCGCAGAUGGCAGCCGAGCGGCCGCUGGACUUGCCUCCCAGUGCUUGAGCAUUCAGUGCGUUCUUUUUGGUUUACGAGGUGGGCUUGAAUAAUCUCUCGAGCGGCCCUGUGUAUGCCAAGUGCUUCCGAACGGAGUGCCGCCGUCCCAGGUGGAAGUCCUAUAGCGCCUGCUUGUACGCUUUACGUAUAAGCCGGUAGAGCAUGUCCGCCGAACGAAGAGGGAGGUGGGGGUCGCGCAGGCUAUUCGAGCGAUUAUGAGAGCCUGUAUGAGUCGCAACAAGUGCGCUUCUCCGCACAUCUCGACUGCCCUACACAAAAUGGUGGACGUCGCCCUAGAAGUGGUAAUGAAGCAUUAGCGGACGAGAUGUUGCUGCUGUUCUUACCAACAUCUUUUCCUAUGUUGCAAGCCUGCCACUCGCACAAUGGUGUCGCAAGCAGGUGAGUGUGGUGGCGUCUGUGCGCAUUUUUCGGAGGCCAAAACAGGUAAGUAGGUGUCUUUGUAAAUAUAGCGGCGUCAUUCGUGACAGCGUGGUGGAGUCAUCGUAAAUCAUUUUGCAGCCGCAAAAAAGCCAAAUUUUGCUAAUAUGUUUUUACUAAGGCUGCUCGUAAAGCAAUGUAUGUAUGCCUGAAUAAUUAGUACACGUUCAAGUUCGCCGUGGCGUACUCAAAUUAUUCACAAAAUAGACCCGUACGCUCACUGCUGGGAAUGUCAAGUGGUAUCGCAUUACAUUCAAAGGCGUUGAUGACCCGACUGUAUCCUCUUUUUUUUUCUGGAGAAUGGAACUACUAGCGUUAUCAUAGAACACAGUCGUUAUAAUUCGGGCUGCCUGGUAUGCUAUUAACAUUAGAUGUUCGUAGCCCAUGUACAUGGGAAAGAAAAGUAACACUUUGUCUCGCCUACUCUUUCCUCUUCGUCAUGUGCUUGCGGUACGAAUUUCUUUGUAACCGAACCAAAUUUUGGGUAAUAGCGAUGCAUGCUUAAUUGAAGUCGCUAUUGCCAGAAACUUUCAUUGGUAUAGUUACGACUAUUACCAGUGUCGAGUAAACGAAUUCGCGACCUUCACGCAGUUAAGUGAAACAACUAGGGGGGAUAAGAUAAGUAGUUCUGUGGCAUCACCUCGUUAGACGUACGGUUAGGCGUCACCUGGUGUGGCGUCACCUGGUUAGAGCAAACUCCGUGGUUGGACAGGCUGCCUGAGCAGUAAAUCGAACUUGGAACAAUGCUUUUUAGCUGCAGCCACUGCCUCCGCCUGAGUUAUCGGGGAACCUAACAGAUCACAAAUUGACGCCAAGUUAUUCGGCCACUCAAAGCACAGGGACUAUGAUAAUAGAGAGUGAGAGAGAGAGAGAGAGAUGAACAGAAUUUUACAAGCUACUUUUCGUCGAAGCUCUUGUCACUGGUAACACAUCACGUGUACAACGAACCACUGGGAGAAUUAAGAUAGCAAGUCAGUUCUGCGACCGCCCCCAAAGUGGAAGAAAUUUUAUUUAAGAAAAAAGUGUCAUCCAACUGAUAGUUAUAGCGCAAAGUUACAAAAAACUUCGGUUUCUUUUUCGCAAUAUCAGUACGUACCAAUGAAUAAAUGAAACAAUAUAUAAUCUUAUAAUAUCCAAACCAAAUUCCACGUGAACGAGAAUUAGAACAACUUAUUUACGAUAAACUUUGGCCACGGAGGCCACAUAUGUUUAAAAAGGAAAUGAUAUUCAUGUAAAAAUGAAAACAGUAAUUUAUUUGGUAAUUGCUUUGUUGUGUUAUCCGCAGCGGGAUCCUCGCUCCAGCAAAUUAAUAUGCGGCACUAGCCGAUGCGUCGUUUAUCUCGUGCUUAAAUCAGUAUUUCUGGGUAUCAAAUUUAGCAUAGCAUAACUUAUCCGCUUGGGCAAUACAUGAUUAGUCGAGUAGUAGGGCCCAAGAGCAUAGUAGAAGGCAAGAAGAAGUGUUGGUUGGUCGGUUGAAAAACUUUAUCGUGGUUGAAAAACUUUAUUGGAAAGAAGGAGAGUGGCGUGUUAAAACUACUAUUCACACCGUGGGCCUGCUUCGACGACACGGUGCCAAUAGAACAUUGCAUUCCAUGUCAUGAAGCCACAAAGAACAAGUCUUCGGUUCCUACAGAACUCAGAACCUAGUGCAUGUGAAAGACAACGAGUCGCUUGUUACGUGCUCCCAAAUGUAAGUACGUACUUUGCGACAAUAGAUAAUGCAAGCCUGUAAGCAUUCUGCGAAAGCCAUAUUUUUAAGUAAGCUCUCAAAAUUUACAAUAGAGUUGUUUACUCAAACGCUUGUUACAUGAUACAUAUAAUUAUAUUACAUAUAAUAUAUUAAGUUGAAGUAUAAUUCCUUGAAUACAUAGUUUCAAGGAAUCCACAGCAUGCGUGAAGGAAUUCAUACGUCCACAUCAUCGUCAAGUGAGCCACCGCAAUAAAAAUAAACUGUUGUAGUAAUUGCGUUCCUGGUCUUUUUUUUACGUCUACCUGCGUCUCCGAGCUCUAGAACGCGGUUACGGUGUGCUCCUGAUCACCAGCAGACACUGCUGAAGUUACCCCCGAACCUCGGCCCGUAACAACUGGUGGCAGCGGUGGGAUCCAUCAAAUCCCAACCUGCUCUGCAAAUGGAUGUCAAGUGGCGCCAUGCCAUGGAUACAUGGAUCUACGAGCCUCGUCUACCAAGUCGCAACUCACUGCAGCGUUAGCGAUGGUCUACGACGGAUUCUUAAUUGCAAGUUGACGGAGGCCCUGGCUGGCGUGUACGUGAAGUGCACCGUAGUAAACAGCUACACGGACAGCCGCGGCUACGUGCGAAACGUACCGCGUCGCUUCUCGGACAUGGCGCUGUUCGAGAUGCUUCAAGGCGAGGGCGUCAUCUGCGCCCAGCGCCAGACCGGCUUCAUGCGCUACGAGAACGGCUCCGUGGGCGACAUGGUGACGGGAACGGUGUUGCUCACGUUCCUGCCUGACCGCCGGCUACCGGCGACUGUGAACAUCGGCCUUAUCACUUACGAGGUCACGCGCAGGCUCACGCUACCGAUGCAGUGCUACAACUGCCAGCGCUUCGGCCACUUCGCCAGGGAGUGCAAGCGGCCCGUGUCGUGCAGGCUGUGCGCCGGCGUGCACUACUUCUCGCAGUGCGAGCACCGCGACAAGCCGCACUGUGUCAACUGCGGCGAGGCCCACCCGUCCACCUACUGGCGGUGCCCCGUACGCAUCGCGCAGGCCUCCUCGGAUCCGCGGAGCUUGUGGCUCGAGGACUUCGCCAAGGAGUGAGCGGCGGACGCCGCUGUUGCUCGUACUCAAUAAAAGUU
Dermacentor silvarum is the source of this 5451-nucleotide messenger RNA. RefSeq lists its product as uncharacterized. The transcript has 4 exons. The coding region runs from base 4766 to 5413 and encodes 215 amino acids. Lineage: Eukaryota; Metazoa; Arthropoda; Arachnida; Ixodida; Ixodidae. Gene Ontology annotation, molecular function: zinc ion binding; nucleic acid binding. The record is from RefSeq and is a predicted model, not a curated record.